UCUUCCCCAAUUUUAAACCCCCACAAAAUUCACAAAGGCUGUCUGAAUACUUGAACACUACUGGAGUACUUAAGAUCAGAUUCCAACAAUCUCAAAUAUAUCUACUUGUUAGAUGCACCAAAUCCAAGAAUCUGUAAGUAUCUAUUGACUGAGAGAAGAAAAGGGGUUGAAGAUGGAGGUGGAACUGGAGCCUAGAGUGAAGGCUUUGGGCUAUAAAGUAAAGGGUAUGUCCAGAGAGUCCCCAUCUCAAAAGGGUAUUCACGUUCUUGAUAAUGACCUUCGUACUCACUGGUCUACUGCUACUAAUACUAAGGAGUGGAUUCUUCUUGAACUCGAUGAACCUUGUUUAUUAUCACAUAUAAGGAUCUACAAUAAGUCUGUUUUGGAAUGGGAAAUCUCAGUUGGCUUGCGUUAUAAGCCGGAGGCAUUUGUUAAAGUCCGUCCACGUUGUGAAGCUCCUCGUCGUGACAUGAUGUAUCCAAUGAACUAUACUCCUUGUCGCUAUGUGAGAAUUUCCUGUCUCAGAGGGAAUCCUAUAGCUAUAUUCUUCAUUCAGUUGAUUGGCGUUCCAGUUACUGGUCUUGAACCCGAGUUUCAGCCAGUUGUUUCUUACCUAUUACCUCAUAUAAUAUCGCACAAACAAGAUGCUCAUGAUAUGCAUUUACAGUUACUACAAGACAUGACAAAUCGGUUGACAAUGUUCAUUCCACAACUUGAGGCUGAGCUUAACAGCUUUUCAGAUGCUCCAGAGUCCAACAUACGUUUUCUUGCUAUGCUUGCUGGUCCACUUUAUCCUAUUCUUUACAUUGUAAAUGAGAGAGAGACUGCUAGAUUAGCAGGUAGUAGCACCGAGUCUGAAGCUUCUAAGAGCGGUCAGUCAUCCUCAGCUUUACUAGUUUCCUCUAAUUUCGAGCCAAGAAGAUCUCGCACUGCGUCACCUACACUGUUACCAACAUCCAGCUCUAUAGUUUUUCGUCCAGAUGCAUUAGUUUUGUUGCUAAGGAAGGCUUACAGGGAUCCUAAUCUUGGAACAGUUUGCAGAAUGGCAGCUAGAAUACUGCUAAAGUUAGUUGAGCCCCAGUCAAAACAGAAAGCAUCUAUUGCCUCUGAUACUACAGCCUCUAUAUCUGAUGAGUCUUUAAUAAAUGAUCAAUCUGAUCCUGUUUCUUUAGUUGAUUAUUCAAGUUUAUUUGGUGAAGAAUUCCAGAUUUUAGGAGAUCAGUGGGACUCUAGCUAUCUUACUUUCUUGGAUAAUAGGGCCAUUGAAGGAGUUUUACAUGUUCUUUAUGCUUGUGCGUCCCAGACUCUGUUAUGCAGCAAGCUGGCAAAUGGCACUUCUGACUUUUGGGCGGCACUGCCACUUGUACAAGCUUUACUUCCAGCACUUCGUCCUAAUGUCAGUAGUCCUGAUCAGGUUGAUGAUAAUUUUACUCAAUGGAAACAGCCAUAUGUGCUUUAUGCCCUGUCACAGAUUGUGGCAAUAUCAUCAUCAGCAUCAUUUCAUCCAUUACUUCGUGGAUGUGCAGGUUACUUGUCAUCGUUUUCUCCAUCACAUGCUAGGGCUGCAAGCGUCCUCAUUGAUUUGUGCUCUGGUGUGCUCGCACCAUGGUUAGGCCAAGUGGCUGCAAAGGUAGACCUGACUGUGGAGCUUUUGGAGGAUCUUUUGGGUGUAAUCCAAGAUGCUCGUCAUUCAUUGACCCGUGCUCGUGCUGCCCUAAAAUACAUUAUACUGGCUCUGUCUGGGCACAUGGAUGAUAUUAUGGGAAGAUAUAAGGAGGUUAAGCAUCGGAUUCUCUUCCUUUUUGAGAUGUUGGAACCUUAUCUUGAUCCAGCUAUAAGCCCUCUGAAGAGUUCAAUAGCGUUCGGUAAUGUAGCUCCAGUAUUUCUUGAGAAACAGGAAAACUCUUGCGCAAUCGCACUCAAUGUUAUUCGCACAGGAGUAAAAAAGUUUUCUGUUCUUCCUUCUCUGGAAUCUGAAUGGAGGCGUGAAUCAGUUGCUCCUAGCGUUCUUCUAUCUAUAUUGGAUCCACACAUGCAGUUACCUUCUGAUAUCAAUCUUUGCAAGUUCAAUGUUAAUGAGAAUUCAGAAGCACAAGUCUCUACUGGACCACCUCUUUCUUCAGUUCAUUACCAAAUUGGAGUUUCUACAAAGCAUAAUAGCCAGGUUGAUACUGAUUUAAAAGCAGAUGUUUCUGAUGCUACAAAGACGGAUGUUAGUGAGGAUGUAAGUCUUGUUUUUGCCCCUCCGGAACUUAGGAGCAUGGCCUUGAGUACUGUCUGUAUCAGCCCUGAAAAGAUCUCAGAUAUAAGUUGUUGCCUCGUCGACACCAAGGACAAAAAUGCAAUUGAGAGAAAUGUAAAGAAUCAGUUUCAAAAUAAUAUAGGAGUGGAUGAUAGUUAUGCUAUUAGGUGUACUGAUUUGAAUGCAGAUUAUCUUCAGCUUGUGACCUAUCAUGACUCUGAGUUGUGGGCUACUGAGUUUAGGCGUUUGGCUUUGGAUUUGAAUUCUCAAAACGAGAAUAGACCUGAGAGUCAUCUGGCUGCAAUUGAUUCUUUACUUUUAGCAGCAGAAUGUUAUGUGAAUCCUUUCUUUUUGAAUUCUUUUAAACAAUCUGAUAUUAGCAAGAUUAGUAAAACAUAUGAUUUAGCAGAUCUUAAAAGGGUUCUGGAAGAGAGCCACAGUAAACUGGAUACUGUAUCUCAUCUAGAAAGAAGAAGGGACACUGUUGUUCUACAAAUUUUACUUGAGGCCGCACAAUUAGACAGGAAGUAUAAGCUGAUAUCGUUAGAUGGGGAACAUACUUCAUCUGGCACUGAAGGAAAUGAAGAAGUCAUUAAUUUGUCACAACAUGAUACUUAUUAUGUGGAUGCCAUCACCUUAGUUCGGCAGAAUCAAGAAUUGUUGUUCAACUUUCUUAUAAAGCGGUUACUUGCAGAUAAAAAUUCCAUGCAUGAAGUGCUCAUGCAGAGUCUUGUAUUCUUGUUGCAUUCGGCAACUAAGCUGUAUUGUACACCUGAAAAUGUCAUUGAUAUCAUAAUAGAAUCUGCUGAGUUCUUGAAUGGGCUGCUGAUGUCUUUUUAUUGUCAAUUUAAAGAAGGAAAUCUUAAGUUGGAUCCUGUCAAAGUGCAUGAAGUACAACGUCGUUGGCUGCUACUUCAAAGACUGGUGGCUGCUUCAAGUGGUAAUGAAGGUCUGAAUAAGCCCAUGGGUUUCACCAAUUCCCUUCGCUUUAUGAACUUGAUUCCUCCGUCUGCCUGGAUACAGAAAAUACCUACAAUCUCCUCGUCUUCCUUUCCUCUGGUUCGCUUCCUUGGUUGGAUGGCGGUAUCACGUAAUGCCAAAGUCUAUCAGAAGGAGAAGCUAUUUCUUGCUUCAGAUCUGUCACAGCUGAUGUAUUUAUUAUCUAUUUUUUCAGAUGAACUUGCAGUAUUGGAAAGUAGUGCCAAUCAACAAAAUCAGGAAGUGAGUAUUAAUGAACUUAAACAUCUUCCUCCUGACAAAGAUAUCAAACUUCCUAAUCAAAAGGCUGUGGAUCAAUCUUUUCGAGCUAUCUACCCUGAAAUCAGUUAUUUCUUUCCUGAUAUGAAAAAAGAUUUUGAAUCCUUUGGACAGAUCAUAUUGGAGGCAGUUGGUUUGCAGUUGAGAUCUUUGUCUUCAAGUGUUGUUCCAGAUCUAUUGUGUUGGUUUUCAGAUCUAUGUUCAUGGCCAUUUAUCCAGAAGAGAGAUGACAGCAGGUUAUCAUCUACCGAAAUUUCUGUUCAAUAUAAAGGCUUUAUGGGGAAAAACGCAAAAGCUGUCAUCCUAUACAUACUCGAGUCCAUUGUAGUGGAGCACAUGGAAGCAAUGGUUCCUGAAGUGCCUAGGGUUGUUCAAGUACUUGUAUCAUUGUGUCAGGCCUCAUACUGUGAUGUAUCAUUUCUCGAGGCUGUAUUGCUCUUGUUGAAUCCAGUAAUUGCAUAUUCUUUGCAUAAGGUGUCUGAUGAAGAGAAACUCUUGGUCGAUGAACCCUGUCUUAAUUUUGAAUCUUUAUGCUUCGAUGAGCUUUUUCAUAAUAUUAGACCCAAUAGUGAGAAACAGGAUGAGAUGCCAAAAAAAAGUAACUACAGCAGAUCGCUAACAAUUUUUAUACUGGCUUCUGUUUUCCCGGAAUUAACAUUUAAACGUAAAAGGGAACUUUUACAGUCCCUUGGCUUCUGGGCUGCAUUUACAGACUGUGAGCCGACAAUGGCAUUUCAUGACUACAUGUGCGCCUUUCAGAGGAUAAUGGAAAGGCUUAAAAGUUUGCUUUCUGAAACUUUACGAGUAUGGGGUGUUCUUCCGCUUAGGGUGCCACUGCAUUCUGAUACAGCCGUUUUUGCACCUUGUGAUGAUACUUUUGAAUCACAAUCAUGGUUUCUAAACGAUGUUUGUAACAACAAUAGUCUAACUGCAGCAGAUGUAAAAUCGGACUGCACCAUUGAAGACGCCGGUUCAAUGAAUCGAAGGGUUUGUCAUUUAUCGGUUGAAGAAGCUAUUUGCUUUUCUGAAGAAGUGGAGAGUCUCAUCUCUAAGCUGAAUCCAACUAUUGAGGUCUGUUCAAAACUCCACCCUCAGAUGGCCAGGAAGUUGACACUCACUUCAGCCCAAUGUUUAAUGUACUCAAGAUGCUCAACCUUAGUCGCAAAAUUCAUUUCUUCUUCCAUUGGUGUCGAGAAACAGAAUAUCCUUCCAGCUGACUUGGCUGCUGAUUUUCCAGCUCAUUGGAGGACAGGUCUUGAAGGUUUAGCUGAAACGGUUCAUGUCCUUUUAGAAUCCCAUUGCUGGGUUGUUGCAUCAAUAGUGCUUGAUUGCAUUCUUGGGCUCCCGAUGUGUUUUUCUUUGGAUAAUGUGAUUGCCUCCAUAUGUUCUGCAAUAAAGACAUUUUCAUGUAGUGCACCUAAAGUAUCAUGGAGGUUGCAGUGUGAUAAGUGGUUAUCUUCCUUGCUUGCAAGAGGCAUUCACGAUGAUCAUGGAACUGAUCACUCAAUUAUUGAUCUUCUCUUGUCCAUGAUUGGUCACCCGGAGCCAGAACAGCGUUUUCUUGCACUUAAUCAUUUGGGGAAGCUUGUAGGCCGAGAUGUUGAUGGUGAUACAGAAAUCUUGGCUUUUACUGCUUGCAGCAAAUUGAAUCAGCCUGAGCUAGUUGCUUCUAGUUGUCAUUCAAUAUCAGCUGCUCUUGUUUCUAGUACAUGGGAUCAGGUAGUUGUAGUAGCAUCAUCUGACAUGUCAUUACCAUUAAGAAUUCGGGCCAUAGCACUUCUUAUAAGUUACGUUCCAUUUGCUGAGCGGCAUCAGUUGCAAUCCCUUCUGACUGCAGUUGACACUGUUCUUUAUGGUUUAACAAAUCUUGCUCAGCCAACGUGUGAGGGUCCACUGAUACAACUUUCAUUGGCACUCGUUGCUAGUGUCUGCCUCUAUUCUCCAGUUGAAGAUAUUUCUUUAAUUCCUCAAGCUAUUUGGCAAAAUAUUGAGAUUAUAGGAAAGCUAGAAACUGAAAAGAGAUCAGGUGAUCUUGAGAGAAUGGCAUGCCAGGCGUUGCUUGGUCUAAGAAAUGAAGAAGAUGGUUCAAAAGAGACUCUAGAGAAAUUAUUUUCUUCAAGUUUUCACAAGCAUAUGGACCCAGAUUUCGAAAGUACGCGUGGAACAAUUCUCCAGGUCCUUUCCAAUUUAACUUCUGUCAAGUCAUAUCUGGAGUUUUUCUCAAAGAAAACUGAUCAAAAGGUUAUGGAAAUGGAGGAGGCGGAACUCGAGAUGGACCUUAUCCUAAAUGAACAAGGGAUGUCAGAAUCAUUUAAAGAACUCAAAGAUUUUCCGGAUCUCCCUUUUCUUUCAACUAAUGCGAAGGAUGAUAACCGCAUUCAGCAAAUCAGAGAUAGGAUACGCUCCCUUGAAAAGUUAAAACUCAAAGAAGAUAUUAUAGCCCGUAGACAAAAAAAGUUACUUGUAAGACGUACCCGCCAAAAAUAUUUGGAAGAGGCGGCUUCACGCGAGGCAGAACUUAUUCAACGACUAGAUAGUGAGAGGACGGCUGAAGCUGAAAGAGAGAUCGAGAGACAACAGCUGCUGGAACUUGAGCGUGCAAAAACCAGAGAGCUUCGGCACAACCUUGACAUGGAAAGAGAAAAGCAGACACAGAGAGAACUUCAAAGGGAGCUAGAGCAAGCCGAAGCUGGAAUUCGCUCAUCAAGGCGAGAAUUUUCUUCUUCUAACAGGCAACCUCGAGAAAGGUUUCGUGAGAGAGAAAAUGGAAGACCAGUCAAUGAAGGCAACCUCAGAACUAGUACUGCCAGUAUGCAACCUGACUCGAUGAUGCCAACAGUUGUUUUAUCGGGGUCCCGCCAGUUUUCAGGCCAACUUCCUACCAUUCUUCAAUCACGAGACCGCCAAGAUGAAGGUGGUGGCAGUAGUUAUGAAGAAAAUUUCGAUGGAAGUCGAGACUCGGGUGAUACAGGAAGCAUUGGGGACCCGGAGCUAGUAUCAGCCCUUGAAGGCCAGGCUGGUGGAUCUGGUUCUUCCCAGAGGCAUGGUCCUAGAGGAAGCAAGUCUAGGCAGAUCAUGGAACGGAGAGAUCGGGAUGGUCGUCGGGAAGGGAAAUGGGAGAGAAAACAUUAGCAAAGUAAUGGUUUAGGGAUUUAGUUCAAAGGGUAAAUGAAGGGGGUGCAUAUGUUUAGAUGCAUGUUGUAAACUUGUCUUUCUUUUAUUACAGGGAGGGGGUUAUUUUGUAAAAAAGCUUAUAUGCUUAGAAAUAGACAAUCUUUUGUAGCUGUAUAUUUGUAGCAUGAGAUUGAAAAGUAUUGUUUCAACUUUACAAUUUCGGCAGUCUUUAAUCAUGCCUAUAAAUAUUUUUAUAAUAAUAAUUUGAUCAUCACAA
Messenger RNA from Daucus carota subsp. sativus, 6890 nucleotides. RefSeq lists its product as uncharacterized. The record is from RefSeq and is a predicted model, not a curated record. The coding region runs from base 173 to 6631 and encodes 2152 amino acids. NCBI's taxonomy places the organism in Eukaryota, Viridiplantae, Streptophyta, Magnoliopsida, Apiales, Apiaceae. The transcript is spliced from 26 exons.